AUUAUACCACGAUUUAAAUAUCAAUACAUAGAAAUCUAUGCCUCUAGACCAUGGUACCAUAUAUAUUGAACCAUGACAAAUUAGAUAGGUAUCAUCACAGUUGUACUAGUUAUGCGCAGUAUGCUCAUCUCCUUCACCUCCGUCCAAUAUCGUAGUUCUCCAUUUCUCAUUGGUUGAUUUUGUUUUAUGUUAUAUAUGUAUCAUGAUUGAUAACCAAUACGAAGUGGAAAACUACGAUGAAGGCGAAGUAAAGAGCGGAGGAUGCGUAUCAAACUACUGCGAUGAUACCUAUCUAAUUUGUCAUGUAUUGUAUAUUGAUAUGGGUAGUGCCUAUAGUGCUAGUGGUACGCAUCAGUGAAAUUGACAAUAGUUAAUUAACUGAUUUGAUAAUUUUGUUUCUCGCCAUUUGGCCAUUUACUAUUUGUGAUACUUUAAUUGUUUAUACAAUUAUACGUCAGGUUUAUUACACCACCCCGUACCGUUGCAUUUAUUGGUUUUCGGUUUUCUUCAUAACUUCGAUCGUCGCAAACUCGACCCGAUUGUUGCAUGACUGGACGUGGGUGGGUGAUCCAUCAUGGCACGAUCAUGCUCCUCUUCUAGUGAUACGUCGUCACCCAAGUACGAGUUCUCGGAUUCGGAUUCCGAUAACAAGCGGCGUGGAAACAGAAAUCGUCCCCGCCGUUUGCCGACCAGCAAUAGUAAGAACGCUGUGGCCGCCCGCAUAAACCGCAUGAAACAGAAACAGUACGUCAAGGACCUGGAGCAAAAGAUGUCGCAGCUUAAACGUGAGAUCAAGGGUGUGAAACGGGAGUUGAGGGAACGUGAGGAAAAGUGGGCUAGCAGCCGUCGACAGGUGGCCUAUUUGCGCAGCAUGAUUGCUAACAGCCAUCAAAUUGGCGGUCUGUUGCGCAACAUACGCUGGAGGAAUAUCGUCCCACAAGAGGAAAGAGACAGAGACCACCCCCACAUGGUGCCGCCUCCUCCAGUUGCACCUCAAGAAGAAGAGGGCUGGGCACUGUUAGACGGUGUCAACCCUACAACGACUGAGCUAUUCCAAGAAACCGUCCCAUCUAAAUAUGUGUCAGUGUGCACGUUGUUACCGUAGAAAGACGGUUGUGCGCCUGCAUAUUCGUGGUGUAAAUGAUCUUAUUAAUUAAAAGAAGCUGUGAUCUCGCAUGUACAAUUUUACAUGCCAAACCUUCAAAUUAGGCAUAAGGUAAGAAGCGUUUUUGAUUUUGAUUAACUAUCAACUUUUAAUGUCUAAAGCAUUUAGCGUGACCAAUUUUCUUAUUAAGGACAGUGGAAGGUUGGUUUCUUUUAUGUAUCAAAAACAAAUACAAUAACACAUUUAACUCAAUAUGAAUGAUAAUGACUAAUAUUAUCAAUUGAUAAAAAUUAAAUAAUAUAAUUUUAAUAUUUUUCCAUUGUCCUUAAUAUUUUAUUAUUAUUGUAAUCAAUAUUAAGCCUUAUGUUUACAAUUAAAUAUCAAAUAUUUUGUAUUAAAUGUAACAGUGUUGUUUUAUUUUACUAAUAUGAUUUUUUUUAUGAAUAAUUAUCAAGUUUGUUAUUUGAUUUUUAUUAAAUAUUUAUAAUUUAUACCUAUGAAAUGUUAUUUAGAUUUUUUUAUAAAAUUAUUUAAGCAAACAAUCAUUGUUAUUAUUUUUGACAAUAUUAUAAUUUAAGUCGUUUUAAUACUAAAUUUGUUUAAAUAGCUUACCAUAAUUUUAACUACCUAUACAAAUGAAAUUAUUGUACAAAUUAUAUUUAUUUAUACUGUG
Messenger RNA from Acyrthosiphon pisum (pea aphid), 1778 nucleotides. Its product is annotated as CREB/ATF bZIP transcription factor. Lineage: Eukaryota; Metazoa; Arthropoda; Insecta; Hemiptera; Aphididae. The record is from RefSeq and is a predicted model, not a curated record. Bases 575 to 1105 code for a protein of 176 amino acids. The transcript is spliced from 5 exons.